This is a messenger RNA of Cyprinus carpio (common carp), 1655 nucleotides long. RefSeq names its product E3 ubiquitin-protein ligase TRIM39-like. Gene Ontology annotation, biological process: protein ubiquitination. The record is from RefSeq and is a predicted model, not a curated record. The coding region runs from base 1 to 1644 and encodes 547 amino acids. NCBI's taxonomy places the organism in Eukaryota, Metazoa, Chordata, Actinopteri, Cypriniformes, Cyprinidae. The transcript is spliced from 7 exons. Gene Ontology annotation, molecular function: protein binding; ubiquitin-protein transferase activity; zinc ion binding.
AUGGCAGAAUCUCUACCAAAACUACUGAAACAAAGCGAGUCCAUGUUACCUCCAUACUUGGCAUCCUCAAGUGAUCCUCUAAAUGAGGAACUUCAGUGUUCUGUGUGUCUGGAUGUGUUCACCAAUCCGGUCACCACUCCAUGUGGACAUAACUUCUGUAAGAGCUGCCUGAACCAGUGCUGGGACAAAAGUGAGGAUUGCUCCUGUCCAUUCUGUAAAGAAACAUUCAGUAGAAGACCAGACCUCAAGAUCAACACAGCACUCAGGCAGGUCGUGCAGCACUUUAAAGAAAAGUCUGGUGUGACAAAGUCUGAAGUGCUCUGUGACAUCUGUGAUGAUAGAAAGCAGAAAGCCCUGAAGUCCUGCCUGAUGUGUCAGAGCUCUUACUGUGAGACUCACCUGGAGCCGCAUCACAGAGUCCCACGAUUAAAAAAACACAAAUUGAUAAAUGCUGUUGAAAAUCUGGAGGACUAUAUAUGCGAGCAACACGAGAGACCUCUGGAGCUGUUCUGUAGAGAUGAUCAGACAUUUGUGUGUCCCAUCUGCACUAUGACAGGCCAUAAGAACCACGACACUGUUCCUCUGGAGGAGGAGAGUGAGGAGAAGAAGACUCAAGUGAUGAAGAUACAAACAGACGUGCAGCAGAUGAUCCAGGACAGAAUUAAGAAGAUUCAAGACGUUAAACACUCAGCAGACCUCAGAAAACAAAGCAUGGAGAAAGAGAAAGCGGACAGCAAUGAGCUCUUCACUGCUCUGAUGCACUCCAUUGAGAAAUGUCAGGCUGAGCUGCUGGAGAAGAUGGAGGAGAAGCAGGAAGUGGCAGAGGAACAAGAAGAAGAGCUCAUUGAAGAGCUGAAGAAGGAGAUCACUGAGCUUAAGAGGAGGGACACUGAGCUGGAGCAGCUCUCAAACACUGAAGAUCACCUCCAACUCAUACAGAGUUACCCGUCCAUGUGCAGACCGUUUGACACUAAGCAGCGGACUGAUAUCAGUGUUAACACUCCUGUGAGUCUGAGCACCAUCAGAGCCGCUCUGACUGAGCUGCAGCAGACUCUAGAGGAGAAACUCAGUGAAACCGAGCUUAAGAGGAUGCACUUAUAUGCAGUGGAUGUAACUCUGGAUCCUGAUACAGCUCAUCCAAAUCUCAUCCUGUCUGAUGAUGGAAAACAGGUGAGGCACGGAGACAUUAAGCGUGACGUCCCAGACAACCCGGAGAGAUUUGAUAAAUGUGUCAUUGUACUGGGAAAGGAGGGAUUCCUCUCUGGGAGAUUUUAUUUUGAGGUGCAGGUGAUGAAGAAGACUGAAUGGUAUUUAGGAGUGGCCAGAGAAUCUGUCACAAGGAAAGGGAGAAUCAUACUGAAACCUCAGAAUGGAUACUGGGUUAUAUUGCUGAGGAAUGGGAAUGAAUACAAGGCUCUUGAAGAUUCUCCAGUUUUACUCUCUCUGAAAGUGAAGCCCCAGAAGGUGGGGGUGUUUGUGGAUUAUGAGGAAGGUCUGGUCUCCUUUUAUGACGUGGAGUCAAGGUCUCAUAUCUACUCUUUCACUGGCCAGACCUUUAAUGGGAAACUCUAUCCAUAUUUUUGCCCAGCAUUAAACAAGGAUGGUAAAAACUCUGACCCACUGAUCAUCUCACCUGUCAGUUAAUGAAUAAAUGU